AUGUUUUCUAAUAUAUAUGGACGUGGACCUUCAAACACAAUCCUAACGCGACCUAUCAAUAUUAAUGAACCAAAUGAUGAUGAUUCUUUGGAAAUUUAUUUACACAGAAAGAUAGAAACGCCAAAAGGGAGAAAAGUUGAAUGUAAAUUAUGUAAUAAUAUCUUCAAUAUUUUGACUUCGUUUAAUCAUCAUGCUAAAAAAGAGCAUGGUUAUAAAUACUUGUGCAGAUUUUGCAGCAAAGUUUGUAGUAAUGUAUACCAACAAACUUCUCAUACAAAAGGAGCUCAUAAACAAUUUCCUUGUGACAUUUGUCAAAAUGUUUGUUGGGGUUAUAAUGGAUUAAAAGAACACUUCAAAUGUGUACAUCCUGGAAUGGUACCUCCUCCUGCUUCUAAAUUUAAUUCCGUUGACCAUUUAAAUAAUCAACCUAUGGUCGUUUCAAAUGUUCCGUCAGUAAACAAUAAUCGCAGAAGGAUUGAUUAUCCUCCAGUGUUUCUUCACGAAUCCCAAUUCGUCGAUAACACCACAAUGAAAUGUAAAUUAUGCAACGAAAUCUUUUCUUCUAACAAGGAGUUUAACAAACAUGCAAAAGCAAAGCACGAUGCAAAUUUUAUAUGUUUUAAAUGUUCUGAAGUAUUUCAGAAAAAAAGGUUACUUGGAAAUCAUAUUAAUAUAUUUCAUAAGAGUUUCUGUCAAUUCUGCGGUAAAGCCUUUAUAAAAGAAAGUUUGGAUAGACACGUUCGAGAAGUUCAUCCAAGUUCUCAAGAAUUUGAACAUGAAGUUGACAACGCAGUUUUCGUGCAUGAAACGACUCAAGAAGAAUCUGAACGACAAUCUUGA
This is a messenger RNA of Funneliformis geosporum, 840 nucleotides long. Lineage: Eukaryota; Fungi; Glomeromycota; Glomeromycetes; Glomerales; Glomeraceae. The record is from the annotation of a GenBank genome assembly.